AUGAAACAAAUCUACUCGAAACCUCCAACGUUUUUGAAUAUACGUCUGUACCAAUUACGGAGGGUACCACACCCAUCUCUGGUCCUGACGUUUUUCCUGAUGCACCUACAACUAUUUGGCAGGCCCUGUUCUGUGAUGACAAGCAAUUGCAGAUGCAAAAGUUCUACAAAGAACAUUAUGGCCCUGUAUGGGAAACUGCAAGAAGGAGAGAACAAGAAUGGAAAGCAAUACAUUCAGCGAGAACAGCGAACGGUAAUGCGAACAAUAAUCAUAAAUAACAAUAACUCUAAGCAAUACGUUUUUACCAUUUGA
This is a messenger RNA of Cooperia oncophora, 312 nucleotides long. Lineage: Eukaryota; Metazoa; Nematoda; Chromadorea; Rhabditida; Trichostrongylidae. The record is from the annotation of a GenBank genome assembly.